ACCCAAAGGCAGUGAUGUUGCCAAGUCUCCUGUCUCUCUGCCUGCUGGUUUGCUUUCAGUCUGGCAUAAAUGCAUAUCCGGUCAAGCCUGCUGGUCCCCGCGAUGGAGCAUCACCUGAGGAGCUUGCCAAGUAUUAUUCUGCACUCAGACACUACAUCAAUCUCAUAACAAGACAAAGGUAUGGAAAAAGAGACAACCCAGACGCAAUGUUUUCAGAUGUGUUACUGAGGGAGAGUGCAGAGACUGUUCCGGGGUCGGACUACAAUAGGUAUGAUGGACUGCCCCUGUGGUGAUGCUGCUGGAGCCGUCACAUCCAGGCUCACAGAAACUGCUCCCAUGUCUGUCAGUGAGAUGAAAUUAAGUUAUGUUGCAUGGAAUAAACACUGUGUAAAAACACGUCUUUUGUCAGUCUAUGUGGGUGUAUUGUAAUAUUUUUUUAUGUAAUGAUUUCACCCAAGUGUUCAU
Cololabis saira (Pacific saury) is the source of this 465-nucleotide messenger RNA. Its product is annotated as peptide YY-like. Gene Ontology annotation, biological process: feeding behavior; neuropeptide signaling pathway. Gene Ontology annotation, cellular component: extracellular region. Lineage: Eukaryota; Metazoa; Chordata; Actinopteri; Beloniformes; Belonidae. Gene Ontology annotation, molecular function: neuropeptide hormone activity; neuropeptide Y receptor binding. The transcript is spliced from 3 exons. The coding region runs from base 15 to 293 and encodes 92 amino acids. The record is from RefSeq and is a predicted model, not a curated record.